Epinephelus lanceolatus (giant grouper) is the source of this 1653-nucleotide messenger RNA. Lineage: Eukaryota; Metazoa; Chordata; Actinopteri; Perciformes; Serranidae. The record is from RefSeq and is a predicted model, not a curated record.
UCUUGGAUUAUAAAUUCAGCAUGGUUGCUUCCUCAAAGUCCUCUCCAAACUCAGAAAGACUCUGUAACUGGGAAGAGUGGGCCGGUCACUGCUGCAAUAAUCAUGGCACCAGGAGCAAAGAAGGGAAUUUUGGAGCGUCUGGAUGCAGGAGAGAUCGUUAUCGGGGACGGAGGCUUUGUCUUUGCCCUUGAGAAGAGAGGUUACGUGAAAGCGGGACCCUGGACACCUGAGGCUGCAGCCGAGUACCCUGAAGCAGUGCGGCAGCUGCACAGGGAGUUCCUGAGAGCAGGCGCCGAUGUUAUGCAGACAUUCACUUUCUACGCAAGCGAUGAUAAACUGGACAACAGAGGUCUCACUCAGCGCUACACUGGGCAGCAGAUAAACGAAGCAGCUUGUGACCUGGCCAGGAAGGUGGCCAAUGAGGGUGAUGCUCUGGUGGCAGGAGGAGUCUCUCAGACUCCCUCUUACCUCAGCUGCAAGAGCGAGAAUGAGGUCAAGGCCAUCUUUAAGAAACAGACUGAUGUCUUUGUCAAGAAAAAUGUGGACUUCUCGAUUGCAGAAUACUUUGAGCAUGUGGAAGAGGCUGAGUGGGCUGUCCAGGUUUUGAAGACCACCGGAAAGCCUGUGGCUGUCACCCUGUGUAUUGGACCUGAGGGAGACCUGAACGGAAUCAGCCCUGGAGACUGUGCCGUCAAACUUGUCAGAGCUGGGGCUCAGAUUGUGGGCGUCAACUGCCACUUUGACCCAGAGACCUGUGUAAAAACUGUGAGGAUGAUGAAGGAGGGAGUGGAGAGAGCAGGGCUGAAAGCUCACUACAUGAGCCAACCGCUGGCUUACCACACUCCUGACUGCAACCGCCAGGGUUUCAUUGAUCUGCCAGAGUUCCCCUUCAGUCUGGAGCCGAGAAUCAUGACCAGAUGGGACAUGCAGAAAUAUGCCCGGGAAACCUACAAUGUUGGUAUCAGUUACAUAGGAGGCUGCAGUGGAUUUGAACCCUAUCACACCAGUGCCCUGGCUGAGGAGCUGGCACCUGAGAGGGGUUUCCUGCCUGCUGGCUCUGAGAAGCAUGGCAACUGGGGCAGUGGUCUGGAGAUGCACACCAAGCCUUGGGUCAGAGAGAGGGCCCGUCGUGACUACUGGGAGAAGCUGAAGCCUGCCUCUGGCCGUCCCUUCUGCCCCGCGAUGGCCAAACCCGAUGGUUGGGGUGUCACCAAAGGCCACGCUGACCUGAUGCAGCAGAAGGAGGCCACCUCCCAGGAGCAGCUGAGGGCUCUCUUCGACAAGGCCAACAAAUGCCAUUGAGCUCCCUCUGAGGCAUCUGUUUUAGCGAGAAGCCAAGAGAUGGUGUACUCACUAAGUUUACAUACCAAAAAGAUUGAAAUGCUGAAGUUCUUUCUGUCUUUAGGACCAUUUUACUGUAAGUGCAAAACUGAUAUUAUAUGCUGACACUUUAAAUUAGUUUUUCGGCCUUAACAGCAAGUUUGACUGUUUAAGUAAGAUCACAACUAUGAGCCUUGUGAAAUUACUAUGGCUGCAAAAACUCAGAGCAGCUGUGAAUGCACCUAAAGUAAUGCCUUUAACACUCCAAAAGUGCCUAAUGUUUUGUAAAAGAUUUGAAUGAUGUGUUGUAAUAAAACUUCUAAUUCAACAGUA